Messenger RNA from Dothidotthia symphoricarpi CBS 119687, 573 nucleotides. Its product is annotated as PEBP-like protein. Gene Ontology annotation, biological process: regulation of proteolysis; regulation of Ras protein signal transduction. Gene Ontology annotation, molecular function: phospholipid binding; peptidase inhibitor activity. Lineage: Eukaryota; Fungi; Ascomycota; Dothideomycetes; Pleosporales; Dothidotthiaceae. The record is from RefSeq and is a predicted model, not a curated record. The coding region runs from base 1 to 573 and encodes 190 amino acids. The transcript has a single exon.
AUGGCCUUGAACGCUCUUGUCGACUCGCUGAAAACGGCGGACCUACUCCCCUCCCCCGUCUUCCCAGCAGACUUCUCCCCCUCAGCAACCCUCAGCAUAGCAUUCCCUUCGAAAAAUAUCGAAAACGGCACAUUAGUCCGCGUCAGCGAAGUCAAACAACAACCCACCCUCUCCAUCUCCCUCUCCACACCCCCAGCCCCUUCUCAAGCCUACACAUUUAUGCUCAUCGACCCCGAUGCGCCCACACCCGCGGACCCAAAGUUCGCAUACUGGCGCCAUUGGGUCGUGUCGCACAUCGUGCCCGGGACGCACGCUGACGCGACGCAGAGCGGGACUACGUUGACGCAGUAUCUGGCGCCGGGGCCGAAGGAUGAGUCUGGGCCGCAUCGGUACUUGUUCCUACUUUUUGAGGAGCCGGAGGGGUUUAAGUUGGAGAAGAGUGAUGUGGGGGGCGAGGAGUUUGUGGAUCGGAGGAGUUUUAAGGUUGGGGAGUUUGUGGGGAGGCAUGGGUUGAGGGUUGUGGGGGUACAGUGGAUGAGGGGGGUUGGGGAUGGGUGGGUGGGGGAGGAGUAG